AUGCAUUGUCGAACCGCCCUCUCCUUUCUGGCCUCCUCCGCCAUCCCCCUCGCCGCUGCCACUGCUGUCCCAUUCGGCCCUGGCAAAACCCACGCGGAAAACAACGCGCACAGCAUCUUCAACUCAAUCCACUCGGCCGGGCGGCAAUGGGGCUCGAGCAUCAACCACAACGGCUUCGCGCUCAUCCCCGGCCUCAUCCCGCGCGGCUCCGUCUUCUAUCAUGCCGCGGCGACACCUACGUGGCUCGCGAAGGGACCUGCGCGGCUGGAAUUUGAGCCCGAAGCCGCCGAGGCCUUUGCCGCCGACUGGUUCGACGGCUGCCGAUCGCCCGGCGACGGCGAGGCGUUCCCCGGGGACCGGCCCAAGGGGCCCGGCUAUGUGCACACGUACAGAAACAGGCGCGACCUCAAGGUCCUCCUGGCUGACGGCUUGUCGGCAGGGCAGACGAGCUACGGCACGCUCGACACGCAGGAUGUCGUCCUGCUCGAGAACGCGACCCUCGCGGGGGACGCGUGCGAGGCGGACCGCCACCGGGCGCAGGCACUCUGCGACGUCGUCCAGCCGUGGGGCUACGAUGGCGUUGUCAGGGCCGGGCUCGGCUUCGAGCUGCUCCUCUGCAACGUCACCGGCACCAUCUGGCAAAUGAAGGUGAAGCGCGCGCUCUCCGCAGACCAUAAAAUCGGCGACGGCGGGCUGCACAUGGCGCAGUGGGUGCGCGCCGCCGCGCAGCGCUACGAUGGCCUCGGGGCUCGACUCAAGCUCGAUUUCUCAUCCAUGGUGUCGGGCUUGUUCUAUGCCAUGAAUACGACAAAUCCGGAUCCCGCACACCCCGAGAUGAAGCGCCUCGCCGCCUCGCCGCUGGCGCAUCUCCGCGUCAUGAAGCACCGCGUCGGGGAGAUUGCGCGCGCUGACUUCCAGACAUUUCUGAUUGACUGGCGGUAUAUUGUCGACACCAUUGUCGAGCGCUUCGCCGAGCGGCUGGUGGCCAUGGCGGAUCCGCACGUCGACGACGCGGCCUUUGUCGACGAAAUCGAAGCCGCCGCGCUGACAUACAUCGACGCCACGGCUCUCGAGAGUGAGGGUGACGCCAUCGAUAAAUCCAUCAAAGACUGCAUGGAUCAUUACUUGUACCCCGCUCUGCCCUUUUCCCAGCGCUGGAACGAAGCAGAUCAUAUGCUCUACCACGCCGUCAUCACCGUCCUCUCCGACGUCUGCACUACCCUUAUUCGCGGCUGGUCCGAUCUCGUGCACGCGUCUUCCGCCGCACACAUGAGCAGUCACGCGCAGCAGCGCGCGGCCCUCGAUGGGGUCAAGGCGCAGGUCAAGGAGCUGACGACGCGCCUGGCCUGGACGACGUGGCGCAGGACGCGCGCCUGUGCGGUCAGUCAGGCAGAGAUGGUCGCCAUGUGGCCCUAUGGUGACGCCGAGGAUUACAAACACCCGGGAUGCCGCGCCAGAAGUCAGCUCAGCACAGGUAGGACGGGGUACUGGGGUGGGAGCCGCCUAGAUGUCACCGGAGAGGCGUCGCUCACUUCGCCAUCCGAGGAGUUAUAG
Cordyceps militaris CM01 is the source of this 1554-nucleotide messenger RNA. RefSeq lists its product as uncharacterized. NCBI's taxonomy places the organism in Eukaryota, Fungi, Ascomycota, Sordariomycetes, Hypocreales, Cordycipitaceae. The transcript has a single exon. The coding region runs from base 1 to 1554 and encodes 517 amino acids. The record is from RefSeq and is a predicted model, not a curated record.